AUGGGUGGGCUCAGAGACAGGCCCUCGUGGUGGUUUGGACAAGACCUGUACUUCUUCUGCCUGAUUGAAUGCUACCUCAUGAAUCUAAUUAGCUAAGGAGGACAGUUUGCCAUCGUUUUAGUCAAGGAUGCUGAGCAUGCAUAUUUCAACUUCCAGGAACUUCGUGCUCUGAGAACGGCAUUAAUCCUCCAUCUUCAGCAUAAUACCAACAUUGAUGGUGGCUUUUCUGGGUGCUGGUCACAAGAGUGGAUCACUUUCCUGGAAGGCAGUUGUCCGUAUUUUCUGAUUAAUGAAAAGAACAUUGAGAAUGCUUAUAAGGCACUGAUGGAGGAACUGGAGGAAUGCCGAGCUUUAGCAUUAGGACAUCUUUUUGGAAAUUUAAAAUGGAAAAUUAUGAUGGAAGAAGUUGACUGGAAGAAAGAGGGGAUCAAAACAGCCCUAAAUGUGAAGUAUGAAAAGGCCAGCUAUGAGGAGGAAGAGAGAGUAUGUGAAACCACGGAAGACUUAAGUAUAGCUGUGCAGAUGGUGAAAAGGACCUGCUUUGUGAUGGGAAAAUACCCAGAGCUUCUGCAGGAGGCAGACCAGCAACUCAUAGCCAGGUGCCUGCGGUGUUUAGGGUUCAAGGAGCUGGCGAGUUCUUUGAAUCCAGUGCAUAAUGGCAUAAAGGAGAAGAAAAAGGACAAAUACUCAGUGGGUCUUGGGCCAGCCCGGUUUCAGCUGCAGUACAUGGGCCACUAUCUGGUGCAUGAUGAGAGGAAAGAUCCAGACCCCAGAGUUCAGGACUUUAUUCCUGACAACUGGCAGCGAGAGCUCCUGGACAUCGUGGACAAGAACAAGUCUGCAGUCAUCAUGGCACCCAAGUCCUCAUGGAAGACCUACACCUCCUACUGCUGCACGAAGAGGGUGCUGCAUGAGGGCAAUGAGUGCGUGGUCAUGUAUGUGGCCCCCACCAAGGCCCUUCUCAAUUAAGUGGCAGCAACCAUUGAGAAUUGUUUUAACAAAAAUCUGCCAAAUGGGGAAAGUCUGCGUGGUGUUUUCACCUGGGACUAUUGUCAUGGUGCCCUGAACUCUCAGUGUUCUUGUUUGUGGGUGCUCAUCACAGUGCCUGCCUGCUUUGAAAUUCUGCUGCUGGCUCCGUACCACCAGGUGUGGGUGAAAAGGAUCAGAUACAUCAUAUUUAAUGAGGUCCACUGUUUUGGUGAGGAAAUUGGAGCAGAAAUCUAGGAGCAUCUCCUCAUCAUUAUCCUCUGCCCCUUCCUGGCCCUUUCCACCACCAUCAGCAACCCAGAGCAUCUGACUUGAUAAUACGUAAUUUAAAUUUUAACGUGGCUACAAUCUGUAAAACGGUACUGAAAACAAGCAGACAGUAUGAUUGAAAAAAGUAUUGCUUACAGAAAUGCCAGCUGCCGUGCCAGUUCCCACAAAAACUACUUGCUGAUGAAGGAGUCAUGUAAAGUGAGACUUGUGCUCGAUGAAGAGAGAUUCAAUGAUUUAGAGAAAUACAUAUGGUCAGUGAGCAAUCAUGACAUUUCCUUUGACCAUUUUCACCUGUGUGCUGCGCUGACAACGGACCACAUUGAAAAGUUUGGAUUCCCUUCCGAUCUUACCCUUUCACCUCAAGAAAUGGUCCAGCUUUAUGAUACCACCAUGUUUGAAUUCUGGAAAAGUUGUCUCGGAGCUCAGGAGUUGUGUCCAGAGGAAUAAAAUAAUUCAUUUUAUUUUGAGAAUAAAAUAGUCAUUAGGAAGAUGGAUGCUAGAAAGUGUGAAGAGAGCUUAAAGGCAGAACUGACAAGCUUAGUGAAGAAUGGCCACACCAACAAGGCAAGAAUGGUCCUGGAGAGUGUUCAUCCUCCUUCAGUCCUCGGUCCUUUGGUUGUUGAAAACAUGGCAAUUAUGUUUCUACUUCUUGCAAAGCUAAGGGAAAUGGAGAAGUUACCUGCAUGGUUUUUUUCUUUUGAUUUAGGGGCUGUGGAGAGAAGGGCUGAAAGUGUGGAAAAGUUUCUACAGUGAAAGCAGGAGCACAGAAGGCCCCCCAGGGCAGAUAGAGAGGCCCGCGACGUGGUGAACAAACUGCACAAAGUGGCAAAAAUCCAUGGAGAAAUACAAGGCAGUGUGAGUGUGCAGCUCAGCACACUGUGCCGGGAAGGCCGGGAUAGUCGCACGUCCCAGCAGGGAGGCCGCUGGCUGCACGGACCAGUUAGUUGUCGCUGGGACUUGUUUGCUGGCCAGUUCUGUGCUUGGAGAACUGUGUGUGCGGUGGGCCCCUCUGCCUCGGGGCCCUCAUUCUGGGGCCCUAGUUCUUGGGGUCUAAUUCUGACUCCUCUGGGUCUGAAAUGCAUCCCCCCCGCCCCCAUCCUCAUGUCCUCAGUGACGUCCUGUUCUCGAAGUGUCCACAUCUUCCUUGGAUGGUCACAAAGUUCUUCUUGGAACCUGACCUUGAGGCUCCCUCCUAUACUGCAGCUGACAUUCAGGCUGAUAACCUCACCCUCACUCGCUCUUCCUUCUGGGCUGCUGUCCUCGGACCAGCAUGUGUGGGCUUUGCCCUCACCUCUUCAGGUGCGCUUCCUACUACUCUCAUCCGACAGUCCCCCUCACACGCCUCUCCCUAGGGCUGUGUCCCCCUACUUUAAUGAAGAUCUUACGCAGACUGUGGGAGAUGAGAAAAGGCUAGAAGCUGUGUGGUCUGUUACAGCGGGGCAGCAGAUGAAAACAGCUAUGUCAACUCUUGCUUUGGGAGUUAAUAUGAUGCCAUGUGAGUCAGUUGUUUUUACAGAAUAUUCUUUUUUUUUUUUGGAUGCCUUAAACUUCCAACAGAUGUCCGCCCAUGCAGGCAGACAUGGGGAGGGCCUCACAGGAAGCGUGUUCUUCUGCAACAUCCCAUUACCCAAGACAGAACAGCCUCUGAGAUCAAAUGUGCCUGAACUGAAUGACCAGUUUCCCCUAAGCCUUUCCGUGGUCCUCAGACGCACGCUGUUAGGUGCCAAGGCAGAUGACAAGGAAGAUGCCAGUGCCAAGGCACUGUCAGUUCUCCAGCGUUCACUGAUGUCCUUCAAGCAACCAAAUAUCGAGUGCAUGUUGAAAUUUUAUUUUAUAUAUUCUUUACAAUUCUUGGUCACAGAGGGAUUCCUGGAUCAAGAGUGUGUUCCCAUUGGAUAUUCUGGGCUUGUCUCCCAUUUACACUACCACGAACCCUCCAAGUUUGUUUUAGUGAGCUUGCUGGUGAAAGGUCUAUUUUACAAGCUGUGUGUUCCAACCGACAUCAAAGGCCAAAAGACAUUUUCUGAAGACAUAAUGGAGACUCUGGUGGUGGUGUUAGCAAAUCUUUUUGGAUGACGAUAUUUUCUUCAGUGUGUGAAAAACUUUGAAAAGAGAUUUUUUUCAUUCAGUGGCUGCUGUCAGAGGCGAGGUGGGUUAGACACGGAGGGCUGCCUGCUGUCCGCUGGAGUUCUGAAGGCCCUGCCUGAGGACUUGGCCACCGGGGCAGAGGAACACAAUGACAGAGUUCAGAACGUUGCUUCCUUCCUCCUGACAAUUUCUAAGCUGGCUGACAUGAGAAAAGAAUGCCAGCUGCCUCUCUCAGAGACUGACACACUUGCGCCAUAUCUGAGGCGCUACACAGUGCCGUCCGGCGCUUGUCUUUCCCUUCUGACUUGCUGCAGCGGGUGUGACCACCUGCGCUUUCUUCCCUGCGGCCUGAACUGGCGUUACCGUGGCCGAGCCCUUCGCAUUGCACUGUCGGUGUGCCCCGUCUGCUGCAUCCAUUCGUGGGCCCUUGCUCCCUUAGGCUGCUCCCACGUCUUGGCUGUUGCACCUAGUGCUGCCCUGACCAUUGGCCUGCAGGUGUCUUAG
This is a messenger RNA of Capra hircus (goat), 3849 nucleotides long. RefSeq names its product DEXD/H-box helicase 60 (gene DDX60). Gene Ontology annotation, cellular component: cytoplasm. The record is from RefSeq and is a predicted model, not a curated record. NCBI's taxonomy places the organism in Eukaryota, Metazoa, Chordata, Mammalia, Artiodactyla, Bovidae. Gene Ontology annotation, molecular function: single-stranded RNA binding; ATP binding; double-stranded RNA binding. Gene Ontology annotation, biological process: defense response to virus.